AUGAUGCUGCUAUACAAGAGCUGGAGCCAUCUCUAUCCGUCACUGAGCAAAACCUGGCAGACCGAGUUCGGUACAUCCUGCGCUCCAACAUAUUUGGUUCCGAUACGACGUGAGGCUGUUCCCUCAUCGGAUGGAAAUGCUACGGCUGGGAAUGCGGCGCCACUAAUUGCGCAGCAAACUGCAAAUGUGGACGCUGCCGUCAAUAUUCCAUUUGUGGUUGAUUCAGACGAUGAUGGAAUAGUCCCCCACGAACUAGAGAAAAUGAGGAGCAUAUUGGAAGAGUCGAUGCUGGAAACGCGCAGCAUGCCUCUCGAAAAUCGACCGCGACUUCCCCGCAUACCCCUUAGCAAGCGAAAUCGGGCUGUCGUGCGGGCUCUUAACCCAAUGCUGGUGACCUAUUUGGAAGCCAGCCGGGACCUUUGCGAGACGGACUCAAUUCUUUUUGGCGCCGCACUGGCAGUAUGCCGUAUUAUUGGCGCCAAACUUCCCAUGGCUGGACGUGCUACUCAACAAGGUAGUGCCAUCCCAGCCUGGAGAAAAAGAAUCGAGGACCGUAUCGCAAAGGCAAGGGCCCUUAUCAGCAGACUGACAAGCUUCAGGUCGGGUAAUAUUAGACCGAGAGUUGUGCGCACCGUUAGAAUGGCGUUUGCUGGGACAAAUAUUAGUUUGUCCCAGCCGGAUAUCACGCAGAAACUAACGGAGCGCAUAGAUGACCUGAAGCAAAAAAUCGCUGCUUGGGGGAAGCGGAUUCGACGAUUUAGCGAGAGGUCAAGGCGGUUUAACCAAAAUCGUCUCUUCCAGAGUGAUCAGAAGAGGAUCUAUAAAUCAUUGGAGCGACUAGAGGUAUGUGGAGCGGGCCCAGGACCGGAUCAGGCUGACACUGUCGCAUUUUGGCGUGGCCUGUGGUCAGAACCCGUAAACCACAGCGAGGGCCCUUGGAUGGAAGUUGUGGCGAGCCAGAGUGCAAGUGUUACGCCUAUGGACCCCGUCACCAUAACGCCUGAAGACGUGGCUAAGGCGGUCCGUAGGGCCCCGAACUGGAAAAGUCCGGGGCUCGACGGGCUGCAUCAUUACUGGCUGAAGGGGUUCGUAGUGUGUCACGCUGUGCUCACCCGACAGUAUCAAGAGGCUCUCGAUCAGAAGUCGCUCCCGAGCCUCUUCACUACUGGGAUCACUCACUUGGUUCCUAAAGAUCAGGAUACCACAGACCCGAGCAAAUACCGCCCCAUCACGUAUAUUGAAAUGUACCAAUUUUUAGAGAUAGGAAUUUGCGGUGGUAUUGCUCAAUGUUCUUUAAGAUAUGCAAAAGCAAACAAUAAAUACAUGUCCUAUUAG
Molecule: messenger RNA, 1335 nt
Organism: Parnassius apollo (apollo)
Lineage: Eukaryota; Metazoa; Arthropoda; Insecta; Lepidoptera; Papilionidae
Source: the annotation of a GenBank genome assembly